This is a messenger RNA of Nycticebus coucang (slow loris), 4882 nucleotides long. RefSeq names its product nuclear assembly factor 1 ribonucleoprotein (gene NAF1). Gene Ontology annotation, molecular function: RNA binding. Gene Ontology annotation, biological process: ribosome biogenesis; box H/ACA snoRNP assembly; pseudouridine synthesis. The record is from RefSeq and is a predicted model, not a curated record. The transcript is spliced from 8 exons. Gene Ontology annotation, cellular component: sno(s)RNA-containing ribonucleoprotein complex. NCBI's taxonomy places the organism in Eukaryota, Metazoa, Chordata, Mammalia, Primates, Lorisidae. Bases 158 to 1672 code for a protein of 504 amino acids.
GCGUGUCUUCAGGCUCCGCGUGUAGUUACCAGAGAAACGCGGGAAAUUGGUUCCCGGUGCUGUGGCUACUGCUGCGGAGGUGGUUUUAUUUUUCUUCGGAAAGCCGAGCCCACCAGCGGACCUAGACGCUAAGGCCAACGCGGUCUGGCGCGGCGCCAUGGAGGUCGUGGAGGCCGCCGCCGUUCAACUGGAAACUCUGAAAUUCAAUGGCACGGGUUUUGAGGGUGGCGAAGAUCCAGCGGGGCCAUUUCCGGACUCUGCUCCUGAGCCAGGGCCGUUGCCGCCGCUGCAAUUGAGUGAGGCGUCCCCCGACCCUGGGCAGGCGGCGGAGGCCCACCCUGCCGCGGAGCCGCCGCCGCAGCCUGCCCUGAGCGCCACCGCCGGCGGCACCCCCGCGCCGCGGCAGCCCCAGACAGAACCGCCGCCCUGCGGGGACUGCGUCACCGGGCCGAGCGCCGCAGAGCCGGCGCUUAUCCCGGGCCCCGUGGAUACAUUAGACUCGGAUUCCGACUCAGACAGUGAAACAGAUUCAGAUAGCUCAAGCUCAUCCUCUUCCUCAUCCUCUUCCUCAUCCUCAUCUUCCUCUUCUUCCUCUUGUACUUCACUUCCUCCGGCGUUGUCAGAUGGAGAAGAUGAUUUGCAAUUUGAGAAGGAAAAUAAAAAUUUUCCACUUAAAACAAAAGAUGAAUUACUUCUUAAUGAACUCCCUUCUGUUGAAGAACUCACUAUUAUUCUGCCUGAAGAUAUUGAAUUAAAGCCUCUUGGGGUGGUUUCAAGCAUUAUUGAACAACUAGUAAUAAUUGAGUCUAUGACUAACCUACCUCCAGUUAAUGAAGAGACUGUAAUUUUUAAAAGUGAUCGGCAAGCAGCAGGAAAGAUAUUUGAGAUAUUUGGACCUGUGGCGCAUCCAUUUUAUGUGCUACGGUUUAAUUCUUCAGAUCAUAUUGAGAGUAAAGGUAUUAAAAUAAAGGAGACUAUGUAUUUUGCUCCAUCAAUGGAAGACUUCACCCAGUAUAUAUUCACAGAAAACCUUAAACAGGAUAGGGGAUCCGACGCUUCAUGGAAGAAUGAUCAGGAACCACCACCAGAUGCCUUAGAUUUUAGUGAUGAUGAAAAGGAAAAAGAAGCCAAACAGAAGAAAAAGUCUCAGACUCAAGGCCGGAAAAAACUCAAAUCUGAAUUGAAUGAGUCAAGUGAAGAUUUUGCUGAAGUACAUCAGAAUUGGAAUGCUCAUGGCUCUGCUUCAGAGCAUUACAAAGGCUAUCACAACAGAGAAUUCACACGAGGAUUUUCCAGGGGGAGAUACCCUCACCGUGGCAGGCCUCCAUCUCAGCAAUUUUAUAAUUUAGAACAUACAGUAUCUCAAUUUUACAAUUCAGAACGCAUGGUGUCUCAGGAGAUUUCAGGAUUUAAGCCUCAGAGACAAGAUAAUCCUAUUAUGCCACAGUACCCCUUUCCUCCUCCAAUGUUUGACAUGCAUAAUUUUUCACUACAUCACCCACCCCCACCGCCACGCCCAUCUGUAAACAUGAAUUGGGCUGCAGCAGCUAUGGCACCUCAUCCAUUACUCAACUUACAAUACUCUCUGCCUCCACCACCACCCCCUCCCCCACUGCCACCUCCACCUUCUUCUGGAGACAAUAAUUCUUCUCAUUUUGGACCUUACUAUUAGUUGUAUGUAUGCAUUUCCAGAAAAAAUGCAGACUUUUCGUAUUAUAUGCUAAGGAUUUUAUUUUAAAGAAAAUAAGGUGAUUGUGGAACUAGAUUUUUAAAAACUCUGUAAAGUACUAAAUGAUUUCUUCAGUUGUAGGUUGUAUUCAUAAGAAAAUUUCAGCUCAGAUUCUUGGAAGAAAAUCCAAUCAUGUAAUAUUUAAUUAAAAUUUUGGAUCCAUGCCUUCCCCCACCCCUAACCACUUAAUAUGUAUAUUAAUGUGCAUGGAGCCAGUUUGAUCAUGGAUUAAAAUAUAUUGGUUUUCUUGGUAUAGUCUGGAAAUAAGAUGUUGAAGUCCUAUAGAGAGUCUUUAAAAUAAAGUAUUUUUAUAAAUUUAUACUUUGGAAAUUGAUUUUGAUUAUAAAUGCAAUUACCAGUAAAACUUUAAUAACCCUGACUUUUUUUAAAUAGAGGAAGAAGUUUUUAUACCAUAGAACCCCCUGUAAGUUGACCACGCAAGGGACUGUAACAAAAUGGUCAACAUACAGAGGUGGUCACCAUAAGGAACUAGGCCUCCUGCACUGAUACAUACAUUCGUUGCACGUACAGUCUAUAAAAAUUGGGUCAACUUGAGAUGGUUGAUACAGGGAGGUGGUCAACUACUGAAGUUCUACUGAAUAUUGGUAGAAGCUCUGACUAUAAAGCAAAUGCUUAUUAUUAUGCAUGAGCAAAUCUCUAUUAUCUAUGCAGAUUUUCAUUAUUUGGGCACUAUUCAGAAGACUUUACUAUUUCAGCCAGAGAUGUGCAAUCUUUUGGAUUCUCUGGGCCACACUGGAAGAGUUGUCUAGGGCCACACAUUAAAUACAAAAACACUAACGAAAGCUGAUGAGCAAAAAAAAGUAGUCUGCCUAAUUUCUGUGAUACCUGACACUAAGAUAAGCAGAAAAGUCAUUCAAUAAUCCAAAUUACACAGCAGCCUGUUGAGAUGGUUUUUAAAAUCAUCAAGCAGGUCCCAAGAGUCUUUUUGAUAUUUUUUAUUGUAAUAGUCUAAAGAAAAGUGGGCAACAUGAAGCGAGUGAGAUAUUUGACAUGGUAUUUGAGAAACUAAUGUAUCACUAUCUGGUUGGAUGGAAGUAGUUGCAGUUCUCAGUUCUCAAGGUGCUCAUCAGAUAUUUUAGUUCUGAUUUUCUUAUGAAUAAUUGAUGUACUACACAGUGAUACUUCAUUCUUGAAAAUAGUUGCUCGCAGAUGUACCUGCUGCCAGAAAGUGAUGACAUGAAUAAGGUGUGAUUGUGAAGCCAGAGAUAUUUGUCUCUGGGAAGGUAAGACCAAUAAAAGUCUGGUAAAGAGACAUGAUCAAGUUUUCUUUAAGUUGAAUGCAAAUUGUAGCUGAAUACAUUCCCUUUCAAAAUGGGCAAGAAACAUAUUUGUUAAUUGAAAAUGGAGUUGGAAGUGCCCCAAAAUAUUACUUUCCCAGAAAUCUUGAAAUCUGUUUUCAAAUUCUUGUAUCAAAUUGAUAAGUAAGGCUGUGUACUUUUAACUGUUGACAGGACUGUGUUUAACAUGUUGAAAUUCAUAAAAUUGUUCACGUGGAUUGAGUUUGCUGUAAUUUCAGUUUCAUUUGGAACACGGGUUAAAGUUUGAAAUGUAUUGAUAAGUGGGAUUUUCACCUAAAAGACGCAUUUUUAACUCAUUUCAAUGAGUAGUUAAAUCCAUUAAAAAUGUUAAAUCUGUAAGCCAGUUUUCAUCAUCAAAUGCUGGCACAAAUUUUGUUUUUGAUACAGUACAAGUACAACUCAAUGACAUGUUGCAACUCAUAAAAUCUUUUCAGCAUUUGGCCUCUGUUUAGCCAUUUUACCUCCUAUGAUGUGGCUAUGGUCAGCAUCAGACUUUUUAAGAAUUCCUGGAAUUGGGGAUGAUUCAAUCUCUUGGUCCUUAAGAAAUUCACAGUCUUGAAGAUUUGCAUGACGUUACCCAUUUCUAAAGGGAAGGGUUUUUUUUGUUUUUGUUUUUUUUUUUUGGAGACAGCCUCAAGCUGUCGUCCCUGGAUAGAGUACUGUGGCAUCAUAGCUCACAGCAACCUCCAACUCCUGGGCGUAAGCAAUUCUCUUCCCUCAGCCUCCCAAGUAGCUGGGACUACAGGUGCCCACCACAACGUUCGGCUAUUUUUUUUGGUGGUAGUUGUCAUUGUUGUUUUAGCAGGCCCGGGCUGCAUUCAAACCCGCCAGCUCUAGUGUAUGUGGCUGGUACCUUAGCCGCUUGAGCUACAGGCGUUGAGCCCAUUUUUAAAGGUUUUAUACAUAAAGUUUCUUGAUGUCCUGUGAAAUGACUUCCAUCAAAUGUGAGUUUGAGGCAGCAGUUGCAUUGUCUUACAUUAAUUUUAUAUGUCCUUCUCUUUUACUUACAUUGCUGGUGUACUGUCAGUAAUAAACCAGAUAUGUUGACAGUGGAUAAAGAAAAUUGCUUUGACAUAUUUUGUACUGCUUGGUAUAAAUCUCUUGAUUUAGUUGUCUUUUAGUGGCCGUAGAGAAGCCAUUUCUUCAGUGACAUUGUAAUUGUCAUAAAUACCUCUAAUAAAAACUUCAAGUUGACCAUAUUUGUAGCAUCAGUACUGUCAUCUACUGUCAAAGCAUAAAAUUUAAGAUGAGCAGCUUUACUUUCCAAACUUUUUUUUUUUAAGAGACAGAGUUUCACUUUGUUGCCCUCGGUAGAGUGCCGUGGUGUCGCAGCUCACAGCUCUUGGGCUUAGGCGAUUCUCUUGCCUCAGCCUCCCAAGUAGCUGUGACUACAAGCACUCGCCACAACGCCCGGCUAUUUUUUGUUGUUGCAGUUUGGCGGGGGCUGGGUUUGAACCCGCUACCCUCCAUGUAUGGGGCCAGCGCCCUACUCACUGAGCCACAGGCACCGCCCUCCAAACUUAUUUUGAUACGUUUUUCAGUUUCUUCAAUUGGCUGGUGUAGUAGUCUGGUGAGACAAACUGAUUUUAGAAAUAUCCCCUCCUGUUAAAAUGUAUUUAUUUUUAUUUAUUUAUUUUUUUGAGAUAGAGCUUUACUAUGUCGCCCUUGGGAGAGUGCUGUGGCAUCACAGCUAAUAGCAACCUCAAACUCUUGGGCUUAAGUGAUUCUCUUGCCUCAGCCUCCCAAUUAGCUGGGACUACAGGCACCUGCCACAACACCCAGCUCUUUUUUGUUUUCAUUGUUUAGGAGGCCUGGGCCAGGUUUGAACCUGCCA